AAAGAUCCAACGGAACUCUUGUUGCCAGUGUCAUUAUGCAGGAUGACACAGAGGAUCUGUUUGAGACUCCCUGCAAGUCCAAGCUCAUUGACAUAGUUUAUGUCAAGAGCCCCAUGGACAAAGCCAAGAGAUGUCUGUUGCAGCACAAAGACUUGCAUAGAAAAGCAGUAUGCCUUCCAUAUGCUGAAGGGUUUGCAGUAUUCCCCCUUCUCCACAAUAUGGAAUGAUUUGCUUUAGUGGUGAUUGUGGUGACUCUGAAUAUGGAUAAAAGAGUAAGGAAAAAAAGAGUAUUUAAAGAUUUUAUCCAAAAUGAUUCCCCUGAUGAAGACGCUGGUUGCUCACAAGGAGCUCACGACAAGAUUAGAAAGGAUAAAGCAAAUCCUUCAUACACAUCAACACAGAGAACCAGCCUGCCGGAGCCACCAAAAAAACUGAAAAGAAUUAACAACCCAUCACCGCUGACUCCACCAUGCACAUCAUCUCAGAGAAACAGUAUGCCAGAGCCAGCCAAGAAAAAUCAGAUUAAAAACCCGUCACCUCCCAUCCAACACGCAGCAUCUACGAGAAAAACUCUGCCAGAGCCACCCAAGAAAUUACAGAGAAACAAGCCAUCACCUCCUACACCAACAUACAAAUCAACUCAGGAAAAACGUCUGCCAGAGCCAGGAGAAACACUCCACUAUGAGACGGGGAUGAAUGUUUCAAUCCCAUAG
Molecule: messenger RNA, 713 nt
Organism: Epinephelus fuscoguttatus (brown-marbled grouper)
Lineage: Eukaryota; Metazoa; Chordata; Actinopteri; Perciformes; Serranidae
Product: serine/arginine repetitive matrix protein 1-like
Exons: 7
Coding region: 261-713 (150 amino acids)
Source: RefSeq, a predicted model, not a curated record